Messenger RNA from Orcinus orca (killer whale), 10851 nucleotides. RefSeq names its product magnesium transporter MRS2 (gene MRS2). The transcript is spliced from 12 exons. The record is from RefSeq and is a predicted model, not a curated record. Gene Ontology annotation, biological process: mitochondrial magnesium ion transmembrane transport. Bases 137 to 1468 code for a protein of 443 amino acids. Gene Ontology annotation, molecular function: magnesium ion transmembrane transporter activity. Lineage: Eukaryota; Metazoa; Chordata; Mammalia; Artiodactyla; Delphinidae. Gene Ontology annotation, cellular component: mitochondrial inner membrane.
CAGGCGCGCUCCGCGCAUGCCCGGUAGGCAGCGGCCGCAGCUUGGGCCCUCGCGCGGGGUCGCGAAGUGCCGGCUGCUCCGCUACCGUCAGGUAUGAAGGGCUGGGGUCUUGCAGCUGCCUCCUCGUUCCAGCGCCAUGGAAUGCCUGCGGAGCCUGGCCCAGCUCCAGCCCCGCGCGGUGAGGUUGCCCCGGCGCACCCUGUGCUCUUUGGCCUUGGGCUUGACCCCCGGGAUUCGCUCCGUUGCCGCCUGCGGCCGCGCUGCCCAACUGCUCGGAAGGAGGUGGGCCGCGCCGCUGUACGGGCCCCGCCGGCUCCCCACGGCAGGUGAAAUUCACCGGUUUAGAACUUCUGAUGUCUCUCAAGCCACUUUAGCCAGUGUAGCCCCGAUGUUUACUGUGACAAAAUUUGACAAAGGGGGAAAGGUUACUUCUUUUGAAAAGAAGAAAACUGACUUAUAUCAAGAAUUAGGUCUUCAAGCCAGAGAUUUGAGGUUUCAGCAUUUAAUGAGCAUCACAACCAGAAACAAUAGGAUUAUCAUGAGAAUGGAGUAUUUGAAAGCUGUGAUAACUCCAGAGUGUCUUCUGAUACUAGAUUAUCGUAAUUUAAAUUUAGAGCAGUGGCUGUUCCGGGAGCUCCCUUCACAGUUGGCUGGAGAGGGUCAACUUGUCACAUACCCUUUACCUUUUGAAUUUAGAGCUAUAGAAGCACUCCUGCAGUAUCGGAUCAACACUCUUCAGGGGAAACUUAGCAUUUUGCAACCACUGAUCCUUGAGACAUUGGAAGCUUUAGUGGAUCCCAAACAUUCUUCCAUAGACAGAAGCAAACUGCACAUCUUACUACAAAAUGGCAAAAGCCUGUCAGAGUUAGAAACAGAUAUUAAAAUCUUCAAAGAGUCCAUUUUGGAGAUCUUGGAUGAAGAAGAGUUGCUGGAGGAGCUCUGUCUGACAAAGUGGAGCGACCCACAGGUCUUUGAAAAGAGCAGUGCUGGGAUUGACCAUGCAGAAGAGAUGGAGUUGCUGUUGGAAAACUACUACCGAUUAGCUGAGGAUCUUUCCAAUGCAGCUCGGGAACUUAGGGCACUGAUUGAUGAUUCACAGAGUAUCAUAUUCAUCAACUUGGACAGCCACCGUAAUGUGAUGAUGAGGUUGAACCUACAGUUGACCAUGGGAACCUUCUCUCUUUCGCUCUUUGGACUAAUGGGAGUUGCUUUUGGAAUGAAUUUGGAAUCUUCCCUUGAAGAGGACCAUAGAGUGUUUUGGCUGAUCACAGGAAUUAUGUUCAUGGGAAGUGGCCUCAUCUGGAGGCGUUUGCUGUCAUUCCUUGGACGACAGCUGGAAGCUCCUUUGCCUCCUCUGAUGGCCUCUUUACCUAAAAAGACACUGCAGGCAGAUAGAAGGACGGAAAUGAAACACAGCUUCAGGCCGGAUGGACUUGAAUCAAGCAGGAGUGUCUUAACAAACCGUUAGGCACAACCCGGUGGAAACUGAAUUAUUUUUUUAUGGUAGUCAUGGGAGAAUUCUGAUAUUCUUCUAUUGUUUUCUUUUAUAAGAGUCAGAGACUUGGGGAAAAACCCACUGACAUUUAAAUUAUAGUGUCUGAUGUUAAAAAUAUUAACAGCAGUCACAGUACUAGAACUUAAUUGCAUUUUCAGGAUUCUGAGUAAAGAAACAAAGCGCUUGCUUUGUAAAACGCCAAAGUUUUAUUUCCUACAAACUUAAGAGAUUAACUUAACACAAGAAUAGAUUGUGGUAUCAAUUUUAUUUAAUUUAUACAUGUCAACAAAAGUGCAACCUCAUGCCAAAUGAAGCCUGGAAACUUGAGAAGCCCACAGUUAUGAGACCAGGUUGCCAUAGUUCUUAGUACAAGGAAUCACAUUCUUGUGAAUUUGUCACUCUCAGGUGACUGAAAAGCUAGCAGAAUAUAUGUUAACCUUAAAACAAACUGCGAGUUUGUGCUUUAAACCAGUCUUUGACAUAACCUUAUUUUCUUGUAUUUGCCCCCCUUUUAUAUAAGGAAUAAAAAAAGGAAAUGAGUUUAAUGUCAGCUUUAUAUAGGUUCCAGUUAAUCCGAAUUUUACUUCCUCAAUCAAUGAAACUAUUUUUCUUUGCUUGACUAUAAUUAAAGCUUUUGGGAAUUGAGCUGAAAGAAUUUCCAUUCUAUUACUGCUUUAUAGCUGUUUUGGUCAUUCCCUGGUUUUUAGAACAGAUAGACAUGUCACCCCAAAAAGGAAAAUAUAUGUAGCCUAGUUAAUCUAUUUGCCUACACCUUGGAGGUUGACAGAUGGGCUUCCUAAAACAAGAGGGUAGAUAAACUUUAAAAUUGUGAUACCUUUUUGUUUUCACAAUCAGAUUUGGGUUUAAAACAAAUGACUGAUAUUUGUAUGUCUCAAAGCUCCUAUCCUGGGGCUUCCCUGGUGGCGCAGUGGUUGAGAGUCCGCCUGCCGAUGCGGGGGACACGGGUUCGUGCCCGGGUCCAGGAAGAUCCCACAUGCCAUGGAGCAGCUGGGCCUGUGAGCCAUGGCCGCUGAGCCUGCGCGUCCGGAGCCUGUGCUCCGCAACGGGGGAGGCUGCGAUGGGGAACCAUGCAGCUAGUAUACCUCUUUCAGAAAGAUGAGACAGUCCCAGGAGUGAUCCAGAGGUCCUAUCUAGGUAUGUGCCUGUUUAUGCUGUUUUCCUAUAUACAUACUCACCUUAUGCUCACAGUUGUAAUUCUACUAGCUUUUCCUUGAUUUCUGAUUUAGCUAACUCUUCAGCUGAAUUCCUGUCUCCUUUGACCAGUCUCUGUACUGCCUCCAGAGAAGCUAAGAGAAGGGCUGUGGUCAUUUUUAAUUUUCUUAUGCUUUUUAGUAACAGUUCACUAGUGUCAGAAGAAAGAGGUUGUACCCUGACUGACAGAGAAUCAACUAGUUACUGUUUAUGGAUAAUAAUGCCUGCAGAUUUUUAGUGAAGCUGAAAUCCUAUGGUACAUUUCCUUUCCCUUAAAUAUGCCACCCUGCAGGACUGGCAGAUGAGAUCUACUCUGCUAAAACCAGCCCAGAAACAAGGGCGGCCAAGGCCUGCCUCACUCCUCUUGGUCCCUGGCCUCCGGCUCAGGACAGAUCUCUCUCCUUUCUGCUCUAGUUUUGUUGGCACAGCUUGUGGCAGCCUAAUGCACCCAAGGCUUCGUGGGAUGACGUCAGGCUAGCUCACUAGGUUCAUCUGCUGUUAGAACAGUCGUUUCUCCGAAAGCAUCUGAGGGCACAGUAAGAUGUUUUACUUUUUAUAUUUGUCUUUCACUAUAUGAAACAUUGAAAAUACAAUCAUCCUCAUAAGAAAGGACCAUAUCAUUUGCAAGAUGAUUUUGGAGUUGUGAGGUUAUGCCUCACCCCUUACUUUUCUCCUCACUCUGUUUCUGCUCUUUGUGCCUUUUUCCUGUAUACUGUGCUUUCUAUUUGUUUGAUUGGAAUGGGUCACCAACUUUAAAAGGACAUUUUUAGGAAGAAUUGUGUUACAGAGGUUUUCCUAAGAGAUAACCAGAGAGAGGCCUUUCCAGUCAUCAGACACAGGUUGUACAGCAGGUCUGAGCACAGGAAACAAGUUAGGAAUAAGUUUAGGUACAAAGGAAACAAACUUUGGAAGGGGACAUGACUAACCAGAGUAUUUGCUGUUUCACAUGCUUCUGAUGUUGUCCCCAUUUACUGUAUCCUAUUUCCAGAUAGUUUGGCUGUUUGUGUGUAUGUCUCCACCCCCAGGAGCCCCACCUGUGGUGGGAGCUACAAGGCUCCACUGGAGGCAUCACUCUGUCCACCAGAACGCUCACCCUGGAGAUGACUUGGCAUGAGAGAGGGAGGGGCAGGUUAGGAAGACGGAGUGAAACCUUUAAUCUUGGCCGAGGCUAUAGAUAUGAAGUGCCCCAGAGAGUCGGGCUCCCAGAGAACUCUUUCCAGCAGCGAUGACAACUUGGUUCUGUAGGGGACACAAAACAGGAUUCAUUUUCCGUUCAUAACAUCUAUUAAGUUCCUGCUGUAGUCCAGGCAUCAUGUUAUGCUCGGAAAUAUAAAGAUGAGUAAGACAUUGGCCAGACCCCAGGGCUUGAGCUUAAAUACCCCUUUGGCAGAUCUGUAGGUUCAGAAAACUAGAGCUGAGGAAGUUCUCUGUAGUCCCUUCUCUGGUACAUAAAGGAAAAGUGUGUCCAUGCGUUUUUAUUCAGCAUCUGAGCUGUGGUGCAGUGUAGACGGCAUAUCUGGAGUAGUAAGACUUCCACAAACAGGCUGGCCUUUGUCAGUGUGUUCACACCACCUGCUCUGCCCCUGCUGAUUGAAAUAUUGUAGGAACUGUUUUUCAGAAUGGUCUAAGCUUGUACAAGUUUUUAAACAGUUUUUGAGAUGGAUUUGAGUUUUGGAAACUACCAAGAGUUUUUCUGGACCAUGGCUGAUAGAUGAGGUGUAGCUGAUCAAACUGGCUGAUAGGGUUGUGGUAGAGCAGGGUGUGACCAUAAAACUGUGACGUUUCUCAUUGACUUAAUUUUGAAAACUACCAAUGGAAUCCAGAAAUAAAGGCUAACAUAUUGAGCCUUUACCAUAUGUCAAAUACUAUGCUUAACCCUUUGCUUGUAUCUUUUUAAAUACACUAGUGUCAGAUAAGAGGGAAAAUCUCAACUCUUAUUUAUGGAAUUACUCAUUUACUGGCUUUGCCUGUAGUUUGGCUGUGAGCUAAGUUUCCUCUCCAUUUCCUGGUUAAACCAUCUUCAUGCCUAAAAUCAAGUGUUCCCCUGCUUCUUGCCCUCUCUGCCCAGUCAGCCCUACUCCUAUUUCCAGAUCCACUCAGGCCCAAGGGACCCUGCAAGGCCACCAGCAUAGACUUCCAUUGAUCUCUGACUGCCUUUGGUCAUCCUGAAUGGACUUGCUGGUCUUGUAGGUGUUUCAUUUUUCCACUAAGAACCUGGGGGCAGGGACCAGGUUUGUCUGCCUCUCUGGUACCCAAUGUAACACUGCUCCGCCAGGGCCCUCGGGCUGACUGAAGGCAGCCCCACAGGAGGUGGCAGUACCACUCAGGUAAGUGCCGAGUCCUCCUGGUUCUAGCUGGUUACUAGUUCAGUACUUAAUGCUCACGUAGAGAAAGGAGUCCUCAAAGUCAUAACUUUUACUCAAGUAAAAGGCCACCCACUCUGAUCAUCCUCAGAUUGUCUGUGUCCAUUUUUAAAAUACAACCUUUGAUUUAUCUUUACACUCAGAGUGCUUUAGGGGCCCCCAGUCUCAAAGGAAGAUGAAUUUGCAUUGUUAUACAGAAAGGAAUCAAAUAUACUUUUAGAUGAUCUGUACUACCCCCUUCAGUUGGUAUAAAUAAUGGUUGAGUAUUCUAUAAAUGAGUUACAGCAAGGGCUACUUGAACUUCAUCCCAUAGUUCACUUACUCUUUACCAUUUAAUCCUACACUGAUUUGCAUUUUACUUAACUUCCCAUGUGUAUAAAUCUUUCUAUCUCUCUCAUAGCCUAGCCUAAUUCCAUAUAAUGUCAUAUCCUAAAAUAAAUGAGUGGAAUCGGUGGUUUAGCUGUAUAUUUUAAGAUAAAACCCAUUUCAUCUGUUGUAUCUAUUAAAAUUCAAAAUGUGCAUACUCCUUGACCUAGCCGUCUUCUAGGAAUCUUACCAGCAGAGAAAUUUGCACAAUUAUAAAGAUAUAAAUUAUAAAGAUACAGAUACAAGAAUGCUCACUAGAGCGUUGUCUGUAAUAGGAAAAAAAAGGAAAUAACUACGAGAAAUAACUAAAUGUCUAUUGAGAAAGUAAACCAAAGAAAUAAAAUAUGGUGCAUCCAGACAAUAAAUUACUGUUCAGUCAUUGAAAAGAAUCAGAUAGUUCUAUAUGUACUUGUCUGGAAGGAGGCACUGAAAGACAGUUACAUGUGUAUGUUUCUAAAGUCAUACAAAAACAGUCUUGUAGAAAAAGAACCAAAAUAUUAAUACUGCUUAGCCAGUAUGGCAAGUGAAGGGCCCAGGAUAAUAUGUUAGGCUUUGUGGGAUGUCAGUCUGAGGCAGCUGAUCAACGGUAUAGUAGCAGCUGUAAAGAAAGGAAUGACCGUGGCUAUAUCCCACUAAAACUUGAGACACUGCAAGUUGAACUUCAUAUAAAUUUCAUGUGUCAAAAUAUAUUUUUUGAUCAUUGCACACAUGUCAGUGAUUUUUAGUUCAUGGGCUAUACAAAAACGGGCAGCCAGCUAGAGUUGGCCCACAGGCUCUAAUUUGCUAACCUCUGCUGUAGAGGAUGAAAUUGGAGGGGUAGCAAGGGAAACUUUUCACCAAAAUUGAUGGGAUUAUGUGUGAGUGUGUUUUUGUGUGUGUCCCUCUAUUUUUCAAAUUAAAAAAUCUAAAAUACAUACAAAAUGAGAUCAUCCCCAAAUCCCAGCCUUAGAACAAAUGCAGAUAUCAAAGUGGUACAGUCUUGGUACUCACCUUUUUCUUUGACCUCACAGUGAUCAUAGAGCUCCCAAACCUUGAGCCUGCCUGAAAAACACACUCUGUUAACUGUCUGUUAGUAGCCUUUGAAAACGCACCAUGGGGCUUCUCUGGUGGCACGGUGGUUAAGAAUCCACCUGCCAAUGCAGGGGACACAAGUGCCCUGGAGGAUCCCACAUGCGGUGGAGCAACUAAGCCCGUGCACCACAACUACUGAGCCUGCGCUCUAGAGCCCGCGAGCUGUAACUACUGAAGCCUGCGUGCCUAGAGCCCGUGCUCCGCAACUAGAGAAAGCCCGCGCACAGCAACACAGACCCAACGCAGCCAAAAAUAAAUUUAUAAAAAAACCCACCAUGUUAUUUUAUCAACUUGAAAUAAGGGAAAGGGCUUUUUUUUUUUUUUUGGUAGUUUUUCAUUUUUUUCAGAAGGUACUUACUUCAGGAGAAAUCAAUACGUAUUGGGCCUGAAAGAAAGUGAUGAGAAAGGGAGACAAUGUUAUUACUGUUCAUGGGGUUUUUUUUAAACCAAUUUUAAUUACACCCUUACACUCACAUUUCUUCAUUUUAGAGAAGCCCUUUGUCACCAGAAAUUCUUCUUAUAGUUUAGCUCAGAAAAAUAGAUGUAUAAAAAUGUUUAUAUGUGAAUAUUUCUUACUGUAACAGCAAAAAUUUGAAAUGGACUAAUAAUAAUCACUUAAUGAUUAGACUGGUUUAUCUACAGAUAAAAUACUAGGUAUCUGGUAGAUAUAUUGUAUAAGACUAUAGGAAGGCAUAGAAAACAAAGUUGUAUACAAAAUCAUGUACAGUAUGGUCACCACCGUUAAUAAGAUACGCACAGUGUAGUGGUUAAGAGUGCACUUUAGAAUCAGCUCUUGGUUCAAGUCUCUGUUCUGCUAUUUCCUAGCUGUGUGACCUGUAACAACUUCCUUCUCCAAUCUUCAGUUUCUUUAUAAUGGGUAUAAAAUACCAAAUUAAUAGCUUUGAUGUGGAUUAGAUUUUUUAUGUGUAGCAUAGUGCUAGGCACAGAGUGAAUGCACAAUAAAUGGUAGCAAUUAAGUUUAGCAAAAUCCUAGAAGGAUUAAACAUCAAAGGGUAAUAGACGUUAUCUCUGUAGAGUAGAAUUCUAGGUAGAUUUUAAUUUUCUUUGUACCGUGUAUUUUCUAAUAUUUUUACAAUAAACUUUCAUUUUUUGCAAUUUAAAAAGUAAUUUUUAAGUUUAAAAAUAACAGCCAAGUUAAGGAAACCCACCUGAGAAAAGGAAUAAAACAAAGCAAUGAAAGAUGAAAUAAAAAGAUUGGGAGUCUUCAUGAAACUCCAAUGGCCGUGGCCUGUUUUCUUCUGCCGUGGGCUCCUAACCAAGCAGUGGCCGGCUAUGACCAAGAACCAAUAUGACACCCCAUCCAACUGCAGCUGUGGGGGGUGAACACUGCAGAACUGCUGGUAAGCAGGCAGCCUGGGCCUACAAACACGAGCAUGGGAUGGUGUCCUGACCCCAGGUAAGGGGCAGGUUACCUGAGUUCAGGCAGAAACUAAUAAGAGUUCUGUAGUGGACAUAAUUUAUUAAGGCAUCAGGAAGUAGCCAUCCUUUCCCAGGAUGGUAUGGAAUUGUGUACAAGAACAGUUACCUUUUCUUCUGGACAUGGAGCUACCCAUGAUUUGCAUUUGCCUGUCAUGUCGCCCAGGGUGACCUGUUUGCCAUUAUACACAUAGACACGGCCAUCUUCUCCCCCAAUCAGUCCAGAGGUUACAUCUGUGAUCCUCAGUGGGGCUGCCAUGAUGAUUUCAUCUGUAAACAAUGAAAACCAGCAGCAGGAAGUAUCUACUCGCUGUCAUUGUUCCACUACACUACUGGAUCCUGACCCAACCUUCCACAAAUAAUAUUAGUACAUCUUUUACUAGGUCUGUCCUGAUUUCAUUCCAACGUAGUCAGAGGCUUUUGUUUUCUGUUAUCAUUCAUUAAUAAUAGUUGAUGUGGGUGGCUCUCGUGUCACCAUGUUCAAAAAGUACUACUCUUGUACAUCCGGCUAUGGGCUUGAUUCAUUAUGAGGGUAGAGCCUAGGUGAGCCACUUAGGGGGACUCAUCUAUUAAGCAAAGGACUUUCUUAUUGGCCCGAGACACCGUUCCUUCCUACCUAAGCCAUCGUUAUCCAGGUCACUCAAGUGCAGAACGCCACCAAAUCGGGAGAAGCGGCGGUCUCCACUGAAGGUGCUGAGCAGAGAAGGCUGCAAGUCAGGUGGCAGUUUGUACAUCCGAGUGCUUCCACCUUGGCGCAAGGUCGUGGUCAGGAAUGCCAUCUUACCCGCGACAUCUGAAAUAAACCACAGUAUGGUAACUGCUGCCAUCACAAGGACGAAGAUAGGACAUAGACGUUAUCGGUUACUUUGUGUCAUUGACUUUCAGGAUUACUGCGAGAUGGUCAAAUUUGUGAAUGCCAAGGUUUUUUUUUAAUAUAUGAUCAUUAUAAAAGGUGUGGGAAACACCCCAAAAAAGUAUAAAGAAGAAAACGUAUGUAAAGCAUAUAUUUCUUUCUGGACAAUGAUCUGUACUUACAUAUACACACAUUUUAAUGGGGGUUUUUGCAGAUUAUAAAAUUCUUUUUACACUCAGGCCAUUUUUAACUUUUUGCUUUUAUAAUGAAUACUAUGAUAAAUAUCCUUCCCUGUAGUUCUGAGUAGUUUAUGAGAACAGAUUCUUAGAAGGGGCCCAUAUAGCCUUGGACUUGGGGAAUGGCUCUUGCCAGACCUCUUUCUAGAAAAGGUAUAUCGGUUCACAUUUCACAAGCAGUGUGUCAGUUCCCAUCUCACUUCAACUUUGCCAUCAUUGAGUAUUCUUUUUCAUACUGAAAGUACUUCAGUGUUUAAUCAGCACCCUAAAAUCCUCACUGAAUGUUCAAACUUGUGUAUAGUGGCCACAGCCAGACCCAGAGAUCCUGCCGAGGCAGGGGACAGGGCGAGAGGGACAAGCCUAACUGUCCUACUCAAACUUGCCCUGAAAGUAGAUCAGAUUUUUCGCAUUUAACUUAAUCUGUCCAUAGAGCUGCAAUUCCCCAACUAUACACUGAAACACUUCAGCGAACUCACGGGGGAUACGGCAGGUGUCUUGAACUUUUGCUGGUAACACAGUGACAUCUGUCUGCCGCCACAUGACCUACCUGCUGGAAGUGGGUCAUAGUUUCAACAUUAGAUCCCUAUGUUCCUUUCAAUGAUGUCACAUCUUUGCAAAACUGGGAUUUUAUCAUAAUGGGUUGUUAUGGUAAAAUGCAGGUACCACUAGAAAAUCAGUGUGGAUCGAAAUGAGGAUAGCGGUGUCUAAUCUGAUUCCAGGGUUUGAGAAGUGGUACAGUACCCCAAAGGAGCUGUUAGGACAUAAACACAGCAUCUGCAACCUACUGAGUCACACGGGGCCCCAUACUGAGAAAGGCCCUGUGCUUGGUGUUAAGAAAAAUUAUCCAGAAUUUCAGGUAACAAAUUUUGUCUGGGCCCCUCAAAUUAUGUGGGUGAAAUACAAUCAAAAUACAAGUAAAAAUAGGAAAAUCUGAGCGAGAUUGGUGGAUUAUAUCUGUUGAUAACCCAGUUGUGACACUGGUUAUGGUGUGCAGAUUAUCAUCAUCGGGGAAAACUGGAUAAAAUGUAACAUGACCUCUUUUAUUUCUUACAACUGCAUGUGAAUUUAUAAUUAUCUCAAAAAGCAUCAUUUAUAUAUAUGUAUCAUGAUAUAUAUAAUUAACCUUUAUAUUCUGUAUUUUAUACAAUAUUUGAUAAUGGAGAAAAUUAUUAAGGCAGUAAAGGGACUAAAACUAAGAAAAUUUGGGAAGCUCUAAUUCACAGCACUCUGGGGGCAAGAGUGCUGAGACAAAAUUAGUAAUGUGUGUUGCAAGAGUUUAGAAAUCACUAUCUAGACUCUGUAAAGGAGAAAAAAAAAUAUUCCAAAGCUAAGUCAGCAACUUUCUGUUGUAAUGCUUUGUCCUCACUCAUGCAAGGAAAGAUUUAACCAUUCCUUUGCCCAAUCCACUUCUACUAUCAUUCAAAUAUAUUGUAUGAAACGAAAAUCUUUCUGAAAAAUAAUUUCACAAUAUGUAGUAAGAGUCUUAAGAUUAGCCCCUCUAGCAAUAGGAUGAUGGUAGUAAAUGUUGGCAUGUGUGUAUGGAAAAAAUGUGAUACAAGUAUCAAAAGUAAUGUUUUAGAAGAAUAUUUAACAUGAGAACAUGCUUAAGAUAUAAAAUAUUAGGUGUGAAAAAACAUGUAUGCAUUUAAGCUUUAAAAUAUCUGGGUAAGGGGUGAUUUUUUUCUUCUCUAUACUUAUAUUUUCACAAAUUUCUACAAUAAGCAUAAUUUACUUUUAUACUCUUGGAGGGAGUAGAUUUUUGUUUUAUUCUUUUAACUCACCUAUAAAUUAAACAAAAUAAUGUUUUAUUAACAUACA